Molecule: messenger RNA, 156 nt
Organism: Dentiscutata erythropus
Lineage: Eukaryota; Fungi; Glomeromycota; Glomeromycetes; Diversisporales; Gigasporaceae
Source: the annotation of a GenBank genome assembly
GAAUUAAAGGGACUUCUGUUGCAAAUCUGAAUCCUAUUCAGGACAGAGGUAGUGGUAAUAAUACAUUACCUGGAAAUUCUAACUGGUUUGAGUGGCAAUGGCCAACAAUGGGCGAAUUUUCUGGAUGUAUUAAAGCACGGAAUAUUCCUGGUAUAG